UAGUCCAGAGAGACAGGAGUGGGCGAUGGGUUCCCGCUGUGCCAAGCUCAGCACUGGCCAUGGCCCAGCCCAGAACACUGGUCACAGCCGUGGCCACGAGUCCUCCAUGAAGAAGCUCGUGGCCUGUGUGAGUCAAGACAACUUUUCCCUGUCAUCAGAGGGCGAGGAAGAGGAGGAGGACGAGGAAGAGGAGGAGGAGGAAGAAGAAGAAGAGGAAGAGGAGCAAAUCCCGGUGAAGGGCAAGCUGCUGCUGCUGGAGCCCGAAAAGCAAGAGAGCGCCGAGGAUGGGGAGGCCCAGCCAAGCCCCGAGCCCAAGCAGACACACUCCUGAGCCACAAGGCCUGCCUGGCAAUGGGUGCCCAUUGCCACGCCAGAGGACAUUCAGAAAAGAAUAAAGAGUCUCCAUG
Mus musculus (house mouse) is the source of this 407-nucleotide messenger RNA. It is a transcript of the gene Prm3, whose product is annotated as protamine 3. Gene Ontology annotation, cellular component: nucleus; chromosome. NCBI's taxonomy places the organism in Eukaryota, Metazoa, Chordata, Mammalia, Rodentia, Muridae. The record is from RefSeq and is marked validated. Bases 26 to 331 code for a protein of 101 amino acids. The transcript has a single exon.